UACACUCAUUUUGAGGGUGGCCAAGACAGAAUUGAUUCUUCAACCGAUGUGAACAAAACUGUAGGUGUGUAUGUGUCUGCCUCUCUGUGUGUGCUCGUCUCAUGUGUGGAACUGGCAGCACAACCACAAAGGAGAAAGAUGACGAACCCGGAGAAUCUGACUUCCCAGAGCUUGCUUUCCACAAUCCACAACAAUGCUAGCAACCUCUUCUUGGGGCUUCAGGUAGUCCAGUUCUUCAAACCUCUGAUCAUUCCUUGUUAUUCCCUUGUGGUUUUCAUUGGCAUCAUUGGGAAUUACCUCCUCAUCUAUGUUAUCUGCAAGACUAAAAAGAUGCACAAUGUCACCAACUUUCUGGUGGGCAACCUGGCAUUCUCUGACAUGCUCAUGUGUGCUACCUGUGUUCCCUUGACCCUAGCCUAUGCCUUUGAGCCCAGAGGGUGGAUCUAUGGACAUUUCAUGUGCUACUUCGUAUUCCUUAUGCAACCAGUCACAGUGUUUGUCUCUGUCUUCACCCUGACUGUCAUUGCUGUGGACAGGUACCAUGCCAUGAUUUAUCCACUCCAAAGGAGGCUCACAAUACCAAUCUGUGCCUAUAUUCUGGCUGCUAUUUGGAUAUUAAGUUGCAUUCUAGCUGUGCCUGCCUUGGUCCACACUUACCAUGCAGAAUUCCCAGAGCUGGACUUCUCUAUCUGUGAAGAAUUUUGGUUCCAUCGGAAGAGGGAUCGCCUAGCUUAUGCCUAUAGCACUCUCAUCCUCACAUAUGUCCUGCCUUUAAUCAUAAUCUCUGUGUCUUACCUGAAGAUCUCUGUCAAGCUGAAAAACCGAGUUGUCCCUGGCAAUGUUACUCAGAACCAAGCUGAGUGUGACCGAGCCAGAAGACGGAAGACCUUUCGCCUGCUGGUUCUGGUGGUAGCAGCUUUUGGAGUUUGCUGGUUGCCUCUGCACAUCUUUAAUGUGAUUAAGGACAUAGAUAUCAAACUGAUAGACAAGCAGUAUUUUAACCUUAUUCAGCUCCUCUGCCAUUGGUUUGCCAUGAUGUCUGCUUGCACCAAUGCCUUCCUUUAUGCCUGGCUACAUGACAGCUUUAGAGGGGAACUGAAGAAAAUCUUUGCUUGCCGAAGGAAAAAGACAGGACCGGCCACCAAUUGUAUCAUGGCCAGUGUGGUGCUGUAAAUGGGGGCUUUCUCCUAGGGCUGUCUUGCCUCUCCCAUCAUGAAUGUUACAAGUCUUUGUACUAUGACUGACACGUGAGUUUUCUCAAUGGGUAGUGGGCUGCCAAGUUUAAUGUAACCCAAAUUAUGCACCAUACAACUGACUUUUUUUGAUUGGAAUAAUUUACAUGAUUGAAGGAAGUUUGCAGACAAUUUCUUGCUUUGCACACACUACCCUGAAAAUAUUGCUGCUGUAUAUGUAAAUAGUGAAUUCUUCAGGUUAGAAGGAAGGAAGGUAAAGGAAGGUAAAGGAAGGAAGCAGCUAUAUUUGACUUCUAGUAAAGAGCAGCAGCCACGUA
Pogona vitticeps (central bearded dragon) is the source of this 1510-nucleotide messenger RNA. The record is from RefSeq and is a predicted model, not a curated record. Lineage: Eukaryota; Metazoa; Chordata; Lepidosauria; Squamata; Agamidae.